GAGACGGAGUGAAGGAAAAGCAAGCGUUGCUGCUGUCAGCACGUCGCCCCAAGGACGCGCGCAGACGCAACUGCCGAGUCUGUGGCAGCGUGGUUUCGUGUCUUGACUUACGAAGGCGUGCGUUUCAGGCGUGUCGCGGCCUGAUGCGCCAGUGACACUUGAAACUUGCCGUCACAGCGUCCCUCUACACUAUACGUCGGAUCCUACCAGGGACUUUUUUUUUUCAUUGGAGCAACGUUACUGCAUGCUGACCUGCGAACUGCCCACAGCUUGACACGGGACAGCGGAGCUAGCCAGCCAUGAGCGCUCUUCUAGCGGGGCUCGCCCUUCCAUCCCUCUGGGACUGGCGGUGGAUCACCACUGCGCUGGUCUUCGCAGUAUCCUACUUCGUCGGCCGCUUCUACUAUCGGGUGUCCAAGUAUCCGAGGGGGCCGUUUCCUUUACCGCUGGUCGGAAACCUCCUCAGCCUUCGCAACGCCAACUUGCCCAUCAAGGCGAUCGAAUGGUCCAAGGUGUACGGAGACGUGUUCACCCUGUGGAUGGCUCACAGGCCCAUGGUUUUUCUCAACAGCUACGACACCAUCCGUGAGGCGUCCCUCGACCGCCGGCACGAGUUUGCCGGGCGCUUUUCAACCAAGAUGGGUGCCCUACAAACCCAGGGAAAUCACGAUAUUAUGUUCGAGGAUUACAACCCGCGUUGGAAAGCACUUCGAAAGGUGGCCCUCCUUGCUGUAAGGAAGUACGCCGUCGGCGAGUCACUCGAGAAGCUCUGCACGGAUGUUGUCGACUCUUACGUGGACUCCCUGAAAGAGGGCCCGCAGCUUGUCGAAUCGAGGGAGCCGUUUCUACACAUCCUGUUCACCCUCAUUGGAGUUUCGGUCUACGGCACAACGGUGGACGAGGCCAAAAAGGAUAUAAAUAUAAUGAAAGAGCUCGACCGCAAGUUCUAUGAAAUUGCCCCUAACGGGCUGCCAAGCGACAUCGCGCCCUGGCUGGGAAUAUUGUACCGGCACAGAGAAAAGGAGAUAGAACAUCUCUUUCGAGAUUUCACUGCAACCUUUGACAGGCUGUUCAGCGCGGCUGAAGCCACUUACGCACCAGGCAAGAAGGAGAACUUCACUCAUGCCAUGUUGUCCGCUCGUGAAGAAGCUAUACGUGACGAAAAGGGUGACGCCGAAUAUCUGACCAAGGGCAAUAUGGUCCAAGUCGUUUUAAACAUAUUUGGAGCCGCAACCGACACUUCGGCCGGAGAACUACAAUUCCUUUUUCUGAUGAUGGCGAAGGAGCCGUGGAUUCAAACAAAGAUUCAAAAAGAAAUUGAGGUCACAAUCGGGAACACGCCGCCUGUCUACAAGGACAGGGAAAAGAUGCCUUUCACUGUUGCCUGCUUGCUGGAGACCCUUCGGCGCUUUCCUGUAGCUCCUGUCGGAUUACCGCACAACACCACUACGGACACUAGAGUCGGAGAGCUGGAGAUACCGAAGGAUACGGGCAUAUUCAACAACCUGUAUGCUGUCAACCACGAUCCUAAGAUCUGGGACGAGCCUGAAAAGUUCCGUCCAGAGCGGUUCCUGGAUCCGGUUACCGGCAAGCUUCGCCGAGACCCCUUGCCGCUGCUUACGUUCGGCAUGGGACCGCGUACGUGUCCCGGAGAGAAGCUGGCGCACGUGGACAUGUUCUACAUCCUUGUGCGGCUCUUGCAGCGGCUAAGCGUCAGUGCAGGCGAAAAGCCACCCAGCGUGGACACUGAUGGCCUCGGCACGAACAUCUUUCUGCUUCCUGCUGAGCAGAAUAUCGUGUUCACCAGAAGGAAUUGAACACGUCGUCAGAUUUAUUCCAAAGAUGCAGUUAUUGUUCGAUGCGCCUG
Molecule: messenger RNA, 1867 nt
Organism: Dermacentor andersoni
Lineage: Eukaryota; Metazoa; Arthropoda; Arachnida; Ixodida; Ixodidae
Product: cytochrome P450 2B15-like
Biological process (GO): hormone biosynthetic process; progesterone metabolic process
Molecular function (GO): heme binding; steroid 17-alpha-monooxygenase activity; iron ion binding
Source: RefSeq, a predicted model, not a curated record